Messenger RNA from Pipistrellus nathusii (Nathusius's pipistrelle), 2379 nucleotides. The record is from the annotation of a GenBank genome assembly. Lineage: Eukaryota; Metazoa; Chordata; Mammalia; Chiroptera; Vespertilionidae.
AUGCUCCCGGCCGGCCAUCCCGGCGAGGGGCCGGCGACCCCGGGCUGCUCUGAAAGUGGGGAUGAGAGGAAGACCGUGGAGGAGAAAAGUGACUUAAAUAUUGCAGCUCUUGUUGGAAAUGAACAAGUCAGUGAAGUUACAGAUAAUGGAGAUCUCUCUUCCUAUGUGUCUGCAUUUAUAGAAAAGGAAGUUGGAAAUGACCUUAAAUCUUUAAAGAAGCUUGAUAAACUCAUAGAACAGAUGACAGAAAAUAAAGUGCAGUUAGAGGAACAGGUACUUACAAUUUCAUCAGAAAUCCCUAAAAGAAUUCAGAAUGCCUUAAAAAAUGCAGAAGAAUCAAAGAAAUUUCUUAAUCAGUUUCUGGAUCAAGAGACUCAGCUUGUCAGUUCCAUUAAUAGCCAUUUGCUGACUGCACAGCCCUGGAUGGAAGAUCUUGGGGCCAAGAUUAGCCAAAUUGAAGAGAUAGAACGGCAUCUCGCUUACCUUAAAUGGAUUUCACAAAUUGAAGAACUAAGUGAUAACAUUCAGCAGUAUCUGAUGACCAACAAUGUCCCUGAGGCAGCCUCUACUCUGGUGUCUAUGGCAGAACUUGACAUCAAGCUUCAGGAAUCAUCCUGUACGCAUCUUCUGGGUUUCAUGAGAGCCACUGUUAAAUUCUGGCAUAAAAUUCUCAAGGACAGGCUUACAAGUGAUUUUGAGGAAAUUUUAGCACAGCUUCAUUGGCCGUUCAUCGCACCCCCUCAGUCUCAAACUGUUGGCUUAAGUCGACCAGCCAGUGCUCCUGAGAUAUAUAGUAACCUGGAGACACUAUUUUGUCAGCUUCUGAAACUACAAACCUCAGAUGAAUUACUCACCGAGCCAAAACAACUUCCAGAAAAAUACUCCCUUCCUGCAUCCUCUUCUGUCAUCCUGCCCAUCCAGAUUAUGCUGACUCCCCUACAGAAGAGGUUCAGGUAUCACUUCAGAGGGAACCGACAGACUAAUGUUAUAAGCAAGCCUGAAUGGUACUUGACUCAAGUGCUUAUGUGGAUUGGGAACCACACACAGUUUCUGGAUGAGAAGAUUCAGCCAAUAUUAGACAAAGCAGGCUCUUCAGCAAAUGCAGUGCUUGAAUUUUCUCGGGGCCUUAUGAUGCUGGUUCUGGAGAAGCUAGCAGCUGAUAUUCCUUGUCUGCUCUAUGAUGACAAUCUCUUCUGUCAUUUGGUGGAUGAGGUGCUGUUGUUUGAAAGGGAGCUACACAGUGUUCAUGGCUAUCCUGGCACUUUUGCUAAUUGUAUGCAUAUUCUAUCAGAGGAAACCUGUUUUCAGAGGUGGUUAACUGUGGAGAGAAAAUUUGCUCUUCAAAAAAUGGACUCAAUGCUUUCAUCAGAAGCUGCCUGGAUAUCCCAAUAUAAAGAUAUCACUGAUGUGGAUGAGAUGAAAGUUCCAGACUGUGCAGAAACUUUUAUGACGCUACUCUUAGUUAUAACUGGCAAGUAUAAAAAUCUUCCCACAGCUUCCAGAAAGCUGCAGUUCCUGGAGUUACAGAAGGACUUAGUAGAUGAUUUUAGGAUACGACUGACUCAGGUGAUGAAAGAAGAGACCAGAGCUUCCCUUGGCUUUCGAUACUGUGCAAUUCUUAAUGCUGUGAACUAUAUCUCAACAGUACUAGCAGACUGGGCUGACAAUGUUUUCUUUCUACAACUUCAACAGGCGGCAUUGGAGGUCUUUGCAGAGAAUAACACUCUCAGUCAACUGCAGCUGGGACAACUAGCCUCUAUGGAGAGUUCUGUUUUUGAUGACAUGAUUAACCUGUUAGAGCGUUUAAAACAUGACAUGUUGACCCGUCAAGUAGACCAUGUUUUUAGAGAAGUUAAAGAUGCUGCAAAGUUGUAUAGAAAAGAAAGGUGGUUGUCCUUGCCCUCUCAGUCUGAGCAGGCAGUCAUGUCCCUGUCCAGCUCGGCCUGCCCCCUCCUGCUUACAUUACGAGACCGUUUACUUCAGUUGGAACAGCAGCUUUGCUUCUCUUUAUUUAAAACUUUCUGGCAAAUGCUCGUCGAGAAGCUGGAUAUACACAUCUACCAAGAAAUCAUUCUUGCUAAUCACUUCAAUGAAGGAGGAGCAGCUCAGUUGCAGUUUGAUAUGACUCGGAAUCUUUUCCCUUUGUUCUCCCACUAUUGCAAGAGACCAGAAAAUUACUUUAAACAUGUAAAAGAAGCCUGUAUUAUUUUGAAUUUGAACAUUGGUUCUGCACUGCUUCUGAAAGAUGUCCUGCAGUCAGCUUCUGAGCAGCCUCCUGCCACAGCAGCAUUAAAUGAAAUUGGAAUUUACAAACUCGCUCCGCAAGAUGUUGAGAUUCUACUUAAUUUGAGGACAAACUGGCCUAACACUGGAAAAUAA